Messenger RNA from Acanthochromis polyacanthus (spiny chromis), 12984 nucleotides. It is a transcript of the gene phf21ab, whose product is annotated as PHD finger protein 21Ab. Gene Ontology annotation, cellular component: histone deacetylase complex. The coding region runs from base 557 to 3112 and encodes 851 amino acids. The transcript has 19 exons. Gene Ontology annotation, biological process: negative regulation of transcription by RNA polymerase II. Lineage: Eukaryota; Metazoa; Chordata; Actinopteri; Pomacentridae. Gene Ontology annotation, molecular function: chromatin binding. The record is from RefSeq and is a predicted model, not a curated record.
UCACUGAGUUUACAUCCGGGUUUUUCCCUAGGCAAUGGGAGUCGCAGCACCGCCGUUCCUUAGGCAAAGUGAAAUAAAUUCGCCGCACCGACACAAAAAGUAGUCCGCUCCUCGAACACCUCUCCCCGCCGCCCCGCCUCGCUCAUCGGCCCGAUUUAACGAACUUUAACGGCGACCCACACCGACAUCGAGCCCCAUGUCGCGGACGGACGGGCAUUAAUGGGACGUGCGGGUAGUUUUUGUCCCCCUUCCUCCAGCUCCGGAGCGCAGGGAUCUGUGCUGUGCUGAGGCUGGAGCUGAAUGAGAUUGAAGAAGAGUUCUUCUUGUUUUGUAGCUUCAGUUUCUCUGUUUUCACACAAAUUUCAGCAAAACUAAAUCCAAAAUACGACAACUGAACGCGGCUCUGCGGGAAGGAGGCGGCUGGGCUGUUUGUGUGCUGUUAUUCCACGGCGGAUCGGCUUCUUAGAGAUAUAUAUUUAAUUAAUCUAGAGGAGGACUGCUGCUGAGGCAGCACAGAGGGGUGGAGUCCAGUCCCACAGCCAGGUGCGGCACUUUAAUGCUUCAGUUGGAUGGUUUUCCUACUGGAGACGGUGUUAAGGCUGAUCGAUCGGCUGGCAGACUGACUGGAUCCAUGAUGGAAUUACAGACGUUACAGGAGGCCCUGAAGGUGGAGAUCCAGAUCCAUCAGAAACUGGUUGCUCAGAUGAAGCAGGACCCUCAGAACGCAGAUCUGAAGAAGCAGCUCCAUGAACUCCAAGCAAAGAUCACAGCGCUGAGCGAGAAGCAGAAAAAGGUGGUGGAGCAGCUGAGGAAGGAGCUGCUGGUGAAGCAGGAACCAGAGGCCAAGCUGCAGCUGCAGGUCCAAACUCCUCCAGCAGGCGGCGACAUCAAGCCGGCGAACCUGCUGCAGAGCCAGCAGAUACCUGGAGGACUGCAGCAGCAGACCCUGACGGUCACGCCGGUCCUCACCACGAAGACUCUACCUCUGGUGCUGAAAGCUGCCGCCACGCCCGCCCUGCCCGGCUCCGUCCUGCCGCAACGCCCGCCCACCGUCGCUAUGGUAACCACAGCUAUCACCAAACCCGACUCGCAGAACGUGCCCAUCAACCUGCAGGUGGCCAGCAAGCUGACCAAUCAGAGCUCGGAGCCCGUGCGGCUGGUGUCCAAGAACGCCAUGGUGGUGCAGGCCACCACCACCACCGCCCAGCCAAUCAAAGUUCCUCAGUUUGUCCCUCCUCCUAGACUGACGCCUCGACCCACCUUUCAGCCACAGGUCAGGCCAAAGCCGGCCACGCCCACCAACGUCCCCAUCGCCCCGGCCCCUCCCCCGCCCAUGAUGGCGGCCCCCCAGCUGCUCCAGAGGCCCGUCAUGCUGGCCACCAAGCUGUCGUCCUCGCUGCCGUCGGCGGCCCCCAUCCACCAGGUGCGCAUCGUCAACGGCCAGCCCUGCAGCAAGACCGGCUCCACCCCGCUGACGGGCAUCGUCAUCACCACGCCGGUCUCGGCCACGCCCACCCGCCUCGCCAGCCCCGCCCAGGCACCCAACCCUGCCCCCGUCCCCACCCCGACCCCAGCCCAGCCGAUCCAGAUCAGCAGCCUGACCACUGAGCCCAAGCAGACUGUUAAAUCAGGAGGAGCAGAGCAGAAGGCCGUCGUCAGCCUCCCUUCCUCCUCCACCCCUCCACUGUCUCCUCCUCCUCCUCCCAGACCCAAGAAAGAGGAGAAUCCAGAGAAACUGGCCUUCAUGGUGUCUUUGGGUCUGGUAACACACGACCACUUGGAAGAAAUUCAGAGCAAAAGACAGGAGAGGAAGAGGAGAACGACGGCCAACCCGGUGUACAGCGGAGCUGUGUUCGAACCCGAGAGGAAAAAGAGUGCAGUGAGUUACCUGAACAGCCCUCUGCACCAGGGGACCAGGAAGAGAGGUCGCCCACCCAAAUACAGCAGCGUCCCGGAGCUGGGCAGCCUCACCCCGACCUCCCCCUCCAGCCCCGUCCAUCCCCUCCCCUUGCCCAGCCCCAGCUCUGGGGAUGGAGACAUCCAUGAGGAUUUCUGCACUGUGUGCAGACGCAGUGGCCAGUUGCUCAUGUGCGACACGUGUUCUCGUGUUUAUCACCUGGACUGCCUGGAUCCACCCCUGAAAACCAUUCCUAAAGGCAUGUGGAUCUGUCCAAAAUGUCAAGAUCAGAUCCUGAAAAAAGAAGAAGCCAUUCCUUGGCCCGGCACCCUGGCUAUCGUUCAUUCCUACAUCGCUUACAAAGAAGCUAAAGAAGAGGAGAAGCAGAAGCUGAUGAAGUGGAGUUCUGAACUGAAACUGGAGCGAGAGCAGCUGGAACAGAGAGUCAAACAGCUCAGCAACUCCAUAACGAAAUGCAUGGAGACCAAAAACACCAUCCUGGCUCGGCAGAAGGAGAUGCAGAUUUCCUUGGACAAAGUCAAACACCUGAUUCGCCUAAUCCAAGCCUUCAACUUCAACCAAGCCCUGGCAGAGACGGAGGGUAAAGACGUCAGAGUGCAGGACAGUGCUGAGGCUGCAGGCGCCUCUGAAGCUGCACCAGAAAUCAACUCUGUGGAGAAACCGAAACCAAGCAGCUCCCCAACAAGCGGCGGUACCGAUGGAGGCGACAAGCAGGAAAAGAAAGGAGCCGCAGAAAGCAACCAGACGCCCGAAGCCGAUGGCCAGCCUGACAGCACAGUCCUUGCAGCGGAUAACAGCCCCGGUGGAGAGGCGGGGGGUAAGGCGGGGCCUGGGGCAGGGGGAGGGGGUAACACAGGGACCAGUCUCCAGCCGGAGGUCGUGGCCAAGCCUGAGACUGAGGCAGCUCCGGUGGCUGACGUUCCCGCCUCCUCAGCGGUCGCGUCUAUCGCCACCACCAACGGCACGACCGAGCCGACCUGCCCCGACCACAGCCCCACGGCAGGCUGCCCCGCCAACGCAACCACCAACUCUGAGAACAAGAUGGCUGCCGUCAACCCUCCAGAGACAGCGGUGGAGAAGAAACAGGAGGAGGUCACUGACAGUGACGGCAGCAACACCAACAACAGCAAAACCUCAGAACCCUCCCAGCAUUCUUUGCCAGCUCUGGUCAGCAGUUUGGACAAUAAAAAGUAAUGCUACGUCUCUGGAGUCGCGGGAAUUCAAACAUAUAUAUUAAAAAAAAAAAAGACUUUGCUUGCACCGUGAGGUGCCCUGAAGUUGCCAAUCUGUAUAAAUGUUGUUUGUUUGCAUUGUAUUGUCAGACUGUGUCAAUGGUAGAUAUACAGCCCAAGUCACAUGACUCUGGGAAGACGUAGGCUGUUCCACCCACAAAAGCUGGGCUACAGGAAGGCGUACGCACCAGUGUCAUCAUGCCAAUUAGUGAUAGACGUCAUGGUGGGAAUGCUCAAAGGGAGAUUUAAUUCAUCAUCACACCAGUGUGUGCCUGUUAUAGUGGCCCCUGUGUUCUCUGGUGGGGUGGGGAGACGGUUCACAUGGGUGCAAAGAUAACCGAGAACGUGGAACCAAACAUCUGUCAGGGGUUACUGGUCUAAGAAGCAGUGUUGUGAUAGUAUGAAAAGAGAACCUGUUCAUCCCCUCGUCCCAACGAGCUUAAUGUGAACAACCUCCUGCAGCUCGAUGAUCUCCUUAACGUUUGAACUGUCCUGAACCUUAACCAUCAGUCCCAACCUGUUCCAGUUAAUCCCUAACCCUAAACCAGCCAUCGUCCCUGUCAAUCCACGACUAAACCAUCCUUCCCUGUUGAACCUGAUCUUCUAGAGACUGACAACAAAACAACACGACCGAAAGGGUUCAGUAUGCUUCAAACAAAGUGUCACCUGAAUGCUUCAAACAAAGUGUCACCUGAGUAGAGAUACUCAAAGGCAGCACAAAAACUUGCAACUAGUGCAAUUAAGGCUGGAAAUGUGGAUAAUAUUUUCAGUUUCACCUUGAAUAUAGUCAUAUCAAAAGUGUAACAAGAAUGAAAAAUACCCUAGAUGUAACUGUCAAAAAUUCUACAGAUACUUUGAUCCUUUGAACCUUCCAAAUACUAAUGUUGGAAAGCUUUGAGCUGAGAGGAAGGUUAAACACUGUUUGAUGGCCUUUUAUUAACCAAUAGCAGUAACUGUAACCCAGUACAAGUUUUCCCCAGUACAAGAGUUAUCCACAACCGAUGAGCACAUCCAAUGGAUGUUUCAUCAGAAUUUAAGUCUUCUGAGAAGACUUAAAUUCUACCAGUUGCAUUAUUGUUGGAUAUUUAGGUGGUGUUGGAAUAAGGGCUUACAGACAUCUCAUCAGGCACUUAAACUGACAUCCUUAUCUUAAUGAUCUUCAAUCAGUCAGGUAACAUGAUCAGAAGCAGUAAACUUCCCAUCCUUCUUAUAGCUUUGCCCACGCUACCUUGUGGAGUGUUGUGGGGGGUAACUAAAGUAGAAUGUGCAAUUCUAGGAAGGAUUGCAGUCCGAUUGCUGGAGGCUGUUGCAGAUUAUAUGCAGUCGCUGCAGCUUGUACAUUUCAGAUUCUGAUAUAAAACCUGCAAAACUUUCCACUAAUCCUUAAAAGUUAGAGUUUAUCUCCAGUCAGCCGUUGAUUUUAAUUAUUAGCAUUCUUAUUAAACCCGACAACCCAACCAACCCCCUUUCCCAGCAACCAGUAGUUCACCUUUACAUUGCCUCCCUUUGGAAAACAAAGUGCUAGUCAAACUAAAAUCUUGCCUCAGAACAACCUCUAUAUACCUGUCAGUUGCUGCGUAAAGACUUAAAGUGUUAUUGAAGCAUACUUACACAUUUAAACUGAGGUAUGCAAGCAAGACAAGAACUUCUACUAUAACUGAGAAGACUUUCCGAUGUUUCAGGUCAACUUCUUUGUCAUUUACAGCUUUGUACAGAUUGUUUGAAGCAUUCUGAUGCCUUUAAACAGACUUUCCAAACACUACCUACAACUUAAACCAUGACUAAACAAAACAAACAUGACUUUCAUGACAUAACAAAAACAUAAAUUUAGCCGUAACUCAGCUAACUGAAGAAUCGUCCCCUCUCCUAGUCCUCUAAGAUUACCCACAGAAAGUAUUGGACACAUGUUAGUGAAGCCUACUGAUACCUUUAAACUGAGUAUCCUAAGUUCCCCAUCAACCAAUGACGUAAGUCCAACCUUGCCUUCAAAGGCCUGCAAAUGAUUUCUGACUGUUUUCCUGAACCCAGAAGGCUUCACUGUGCUUCAGAUCCACUGCUUUGAGCAAAGUCUUGUCUGAAGUGUUGUCUACAACUUCGUAAAUGUCAUCUGAAGCACACUGAUGUCUUUAAAAAGACCAAACUUAAUGACAGAACACCAUGAUAUUCCCUUCCUGACUAAAAUCUGAAUUUAGCCCUAACCCGGCUAACUGAAGAAUCCUCCAUCUCCCAGUCACCCAACAACCUAACGUUACCCGCAGAAAGUGUUUGACGUGUUAUUGAAACAUACAAUACCUUUAAACAGGUAUCCAACUUCCCCAUCAACAAAGGCCUGCGAACAAUUUGUGACCAUUUCCUUGAAACCGAAGACUUCAGUAUGCUUUAGGUCAACUGCUUUGAGCAAAGUCCCGCCUAAAGUAUCGUUUACAAAUUCGUAAAGGACAUUUGAAGCACACUGAUGUCUUUAAACAGACUUACCAAACUUAACGACAAAACACCAUGACUUCCCUUUUAGCCCUAAUCCUUUGCCUCCCAGUCACCCAAUGAUAAAACCACCAACCAACAGUCCCAGUUACCCUGCCCUCUCCCCAUCUCUCCCCCACUUGCAUCCCUGAGCUCAGGCAGAAACGCAGCUGAGCAUCGUACGGAGGACGAGGUCGAACAGGCGCCGUAGCCUAACAGAUGUUUUCAGUGGUGUCGGUCAAGUGUAGUGAUUGAGUUUUCAUUCGUGAGUCAAGUGUGUCAACUGUGAGCACUAAAUGUGAAAUUGCAAUAUUGCAAUGUCAACACACACAAACUAUAUCUGGGCUGUGUUUCUUUUUUAUAGGAAAAGAUAUUCAGGUCUUCCUAGUCUUCAGAAUAAGUGCUUUCUGUUCCUGAACCUGCUGGACUGGCAUUAUCAACACAAAAAGGAGUCCUCUUUUUGAAGUGGUGAUCUUCGCAUUCUGUGCAUUUCUGUUGAAUCCUGAACUGCCAAAACGAUGUUGUAUCCAAAUUCAGCAGGGACAAGUCCACUUACUGUUUUGAAAGAUCAAAUCAUUUGGCGUUGUAAGAUAUAGAUGCUACCAUUUCAGAAAUUGGAAGUCCCCAGAUUGAGACAGGAAAGCUUAUUAAACAAUAACAUUAAAGGAACUUUUUGUCCUUGAAAUGGAGGAUUUGUCGUACGAACCUGCUCCUGCAGACGGAUCUCAAAGGACGAUACCACAAAUCCUGAGAUUAAAGCACAAGCUUGCUGCAUUACAAAGAAGUGCUGAAGAGCUUUUUGUACGUUAAUAUGGAAUUAAACAGAGUAUGCAUCUCUUUGUCGUGAUGUGACUUAUCCCCACAUUGCCAAUAUUUUUCUAGGAGGAAAUACAAACCUCUGUCUGACAUUAAGGCUCAAGUCUAGUUCAUGUUUUAAGGAGGAGUGCCCGGGCUUCUGCCGUCUCAGAAACCCCUUCAUCCCCUCACAGACAUCUCUUUUCUUUCUGGAGCAUGUCUGGGCUGAAAUGUGAUGCUGUUGUCCAUCGGCUUGGUGGCUGUCAGUUCGGGUCUGUCUUUGUCUGGGGAACUGAUCAUGACUUCUGGCUUCUUGUUGGGUAUGGGGUGGUUGCAAACUCUGGUCUGUUCAUUAAUGGUGCCUCUGGUUGUGCUGGACUUUAUUUUCUUUCUUUUUUGCUAUAUUGGAGGGUUGUUGCUUAUAUUUUAGCCGUCCAACAAUGUAUUUCACUCCUGAUGUGUUGAAAUCUUCAAACCUGUUUUUAAUCUAUGUUGUUUUAUUGGUAUGGGUUUUACGGCCAUGCUAGCUGCACCUGUUCACCGUCUUAUGCAUCUGUCCAAUUAAUUACUAUCAUAUUCAUGUUCUCCAGUGGAUGAACCCGACUGAUGUUGGUGAUCCUCUCACCAACAUUUUAAUGUGUCCAACACUUUGGUUUAUGACCAAACACCUGCAGAAAAAAAGACAUUCCCAUUAUGUGGACCACUGCUUAGCUAAUGAUAGCAUGCUAACAUGCUAAGCAAAUGUGGCAACUAUUACUCUUGCUGCAGACUCAAAGUCAAAAUAAGUGACUUGCGCAGGCAUUUUGCACAAGCCUACAAUCGGUACUAGCAAAUAUAAUGGCUGAACUGCCAGCUGACGAAAUCUGUCACAUGAAAUUAUUCUGCACGUGUUAGCAUGCUGACAUUUUUGCUCAAAGCACGACCGUGUCUGAGGCCAGUAUUGUACUUUCCGUGGGUUUGAGGGUCCACGAGAUGUAUGUUUUAGCAACUCCUUGAGAAUCCACACAGACCUUUUUAUGAACGUUCACAGGCUUCCCAAAAUUUGUGUUUAUGUGGCAACGACUCAUCAAAGUCAGUAGUGUCAGCUGGGUGCCCAUGGUGUCUGCUCGUGUCCAUGUAUGCUUCCACAAUGGAGUAUAGUGAAGGCUUAAAGCUGCAUUCAUUUCGCAUCAGAGAACAUACAUUUCCAAGUUGAGCAUUCCAAAUUCAAGCUUGAAGCAUUCCCGACUCAUAGCGCCAAACUAUCAACAAACUUGUCUCCAGGUAUCUGGAACAGCAACAACUGAACCAAAUAAACAUUUCGUCAGAUCGUUACAGCCGACCACAAACGCUACGAAGCAUUUUAUCUUACGUCAUUUACUAACAUAGCCUCAGUAAAGUUUGGCUUUUGUGGACACUUGUUCCGCAGACUUUAACGUCGAGACUGUAGACUGUAUUUAAACAAUGGAUGUAGCCACGGUGACAAGUGCAUUUGGCCAUCGACGUUUUAGCCUUUUAAAACUGGACAUACUGAGCGAGAGAUGGAUCUAACUUGAGAACUUGACGACAAGCCCAUACAGUAGCAAGCUCCCAAUCACAAGGCAGUCCUGCCCUAAAGCAUAACCUGCUUUGUUGUUGAUUUUCCUCUAAAUAGGACUAUAAUUCACAAAUUAAGUAUCAUGCUCCGUUGAAACAGACUUAGAACUAGCAAUUGAAACCAUAAAGUGAUUAGGAAAAUGGUUACUGAGGUAGCGGAUCAAGUGAGAAGUAGGCUCAUUUUUUUAUACGAUCAAACGUCUUUUGCAACCAGAAGAGUCGCCGCCUGCUGCCUACGUCUUUACCUUUUAUAUACAGUCUGUGCUUUUGCUCAAAGUAUAUCUGUGUCUAAAGCAGAGUGUGAUUCUCAUUGGGGAUCAGAAAUUUUAAAGUUGAACGGUCCAAAAUCCAAGCUUGAAGCAUUCCUGACUCAUGAUGUAAAGAAUUAACAAACUUGUCUUCAAAUAUCGCCAAUAGCUGCAAAGUUUAACUGGAUACAGCAACAAAAUUAAGGAGGCUAAUGACAGAUAUUGUUUAGUUAGAACGUCACACAUACAGAUGACCACUGAUAUUACCAAUUCCAGAUGCUUCUUUUACUGAUAAAACUUCAACAAUGGUCACUUUUGUGGGCUCUGUCAUACAAGAUGCAUAAAACUGGUCUGACAUCCUCACAUGGAGUUUCAACUUGAGUUGUGCCUUCAAGUAGGAAGUUCUAGGAGCUGCUAGCAUGGUCACAGAGGGUUGUAGACCCUCAGUUCCUCCUUGCAUCAGGAUGCUGUGCUGGUAGAUGUGGGUGAACACAUUGUUGGACGGCUACAAACUUCUUUUUUCUUUCAUAUCACGUGGACUCUGAAUCAGCAUAUCUGACACCUGGUUCUCUGACAUCAGCUGUACAAACUGCCUUCAUUCAGAAGAUCCCAGAAAGUGUUUGGCCACAGUGUGAUUGAUGAUGUGAUUAGUCUGCGAUGACGAGUUUAGCCGGAAGGAAAACGAGAGCCAGAGAUGCAAGUCUAACAGAAAAUGGCAACUAAUGUGUCCUGAGUUUCUUAUGAGUAUCAUUAUUGUGUGUUUUGUUAUUUGUCGGCGUACUCGGGUGGAUGUUCUUCUUCUUCUUCUUCUUUCAACAUGUCAGACUGUGUUCACUCGUGGAUAGAGCAGAGUAGUCAUCCAGUCUCUUCACUGAACAACUUUCAAAGAGCCCAAACUUGUUCCAGACAAACUGGACCUUUCCCUUCUGUACAGUAGGUACCUCGAGUGCCUUUCUUCAAACAGCAGAUAAUAUUUGUCUCUUGACUUGCACUGUGACUUGUAGAACCUUACUAACCCUCCGGAUAAUCCUCCCACCCGACCCGACCCGACCCACCCACCCCGUUCCCCAGGAGCUCCCCUCCAGACUCCGGAGCACAAACCCGGUCCCUUCACCUCAGGCUGCCAGUAGUCAAUGCAAGUUGAAACUACAUUUCAUAUUAUGCCGUUUUAAAAAUCGACCAGAUAGUGUUUUGUUGUUGUUUAAAAUAGGAGUUGCCUUAAAUGUGUUUUAAUUUCCUUUUUACAUUCGGGGGGUUUAAAAAAAAAGAGGAUAAAAUAAAGACGCUGGUGGAGGUGGGAGGCAGUUUGGCAAGAAGCUGUUGAUGAUGAUGAGAUCUCACUCGGAGAUGUUUUUGUGAUGCACUUUUGGUUUGACCAGUAUUAUAUUAUUAUUAUUAUUAUUAUUUUUAUCAGAAAUCGGGAUCCGUCAUGCAUUUUCUAGCUGGACUCGGGAGCUCGUUUGUUUUGUUUCGAAAGGUCCGCCGUCCCCUCUGUGCUGUGGUUCUUCUUCUUGUGUUUUCGGAGGAGGGGUGAGUUUGCUAAAUCAGGUCAUGUGAGCCGGAGCCCGUGUGGAAUGAACAAAUCAAAAACCCAUCUAGCAACAUCUGUCCACUCGGUGUGGUGGAGCGCAUGCCUUCUUAUGCAAAUUUUUAUACAAGAUUUGUCAAACCUUUUUUAAUAUGCAUUUUGCUUUUGUUGAUUUUUUUAAGUUUUUAUGUGAAACUCAAGUCACCUUUCUUUCUUUCUUACUUUCUUUUCUUUCCUUCUACCUUUCGUUGAACAUUCUGGCGUCCGGACGCCAAACGUGUGCAGUUUCGGUGUCGCGGUCGCAAUUAACCUUCGAGAGGAGACGUUUCUUUCUGGUGUCGCGUUUUAUGGACGAAGCUGCGAAGGCUUCAGCCGUGGAUGUACGAAGGAGAGCUUGAUUUAACAAGAUCCUAAAAGUCUCUUCGCUUCUAGUGUUUCUAUCCAGCUUAUUGGCGUCACCAUUGAUAGAACCACUGCAGGAACUUGCAAGUCAGAUUUAGGACAGUCCGAACCUUUUAUAUGUGUUCCGACUGCAAAAACCGACCCUUUAGAGCCUCUUUCAGGACAGAAAAACCACAUACACCAGGUUAGGUACUUCUUGAGAAACUUCUAUGUGAGUUUCAAGCUGGUUGGUUAAAUUUGGAGAGAAUAUCAGAUGGCAAUUUUCAGCUGUCUUGAUGUCCUCGUCUGGUAUCAGUCUACAUCAGCAUAAACUAACAUAAACGUCUAGGUCCUACGUGAUUAUAGAACUCGAGUUUUGUUGUUGUUUUGGACGCAGAAACAGAAAAGUCUAAAAGGGACGAUUAAGGAUCCAUUCCUGCAGUGGAACGCUGCCAUUGGAGUUCAAUUCUCAUCGUUCAAAGCUCUGGUGACGUUAAAGACCUAAAGUUAUCCACAGCCAUUCCAAAUGUUGACUUAUAGUUGAGUUUCUUCUGCCUGGAAAUGACAUAAAAAUCAUACAAAAGACAGUAAGACGUUGUGUUAUAGGUGCUACUGAUGAAUCUUAACUGUUUCUAUGUUCUUGUUUUUACUAGAUAUUCCUCAAAUUGCUACCACAUAAAUCAAGCAGUUUUAUUGUUGACGUGAGAUUCGUCAGCCUUGUCUUGGUGGCGAUUCUUCUUGGCCUCUACCAAGACGUCGAUGUUAUCAGGCCAUUAAAUGACCUGUUAUCAUUGCACAUCAUUCAGUCUAGUGGGACGAAAAUGUGAUCUUAUCCAUUCAUUGAUUGGAUUCAUGGAUCCAGUCAUUGACAAAUGGAAAAUAAGCCUGAUAACGUUGGCAAACUUUUGCAGUCUUGUGAAUCUAUGGGUUUGAAAUCUCUCUGUGGCCCUGUAAAGCUACAAAAUGGAGCUUUGUAACUUUAAAGGUUUUGUUUUAACCCAAAUUAUGAUAUUUUCUAAAUCAAGUCAUUCUGGAGCCUAAACUAAAUAUUGACAAAAAACUGCCGAAGUUUGAUUCCCAUCUUUGUCAAAACUAGACAAAGAUGGGAAUCGAACUCGAGGCUUUUGGUGAAAGUCUGUUGAUUAGCAUAUCCAGUUUCUAAAAAUGAAGUUUAGUUCCUCCUAGUUGCAACUGUAUUGCAAAGAAUUGAGGCGAUAAUGGCCGACUAACCUGAUUGCCUACAUAAAUUAUAGUUCAAAAGUUUGGAGUUGCUUAGAAAUGUCCUUAUUUUUGAAAGAAAAGCAAUUUUUAGACAUUGUUAAUGUGGUAAAUGACUAUUGUAGCUGGAAACUGCUGAUUUUUAAUGGAAUAUCUCCAUAGGGGUACAGAGGAACAUUUCCAGCAACAUUUCCUGUGUUCUAAUGCUACAUUGUGUUAGCUAAUGGUGUUGAAAGGCUCAUUGAUAAUUAGAAAACCCUUGUGCAAUUCUGUUAGCACAUGAAUGAAAGUCUGAGUUUUCAUGGAAAACAUGGAAUUGCCUGGGUGACCCCAGACUUUAGAACAGUAGUACCUGGAUGUGACUGAUGUGAAAUGUUUUGUCCAACAGCAUCAGCAGCAGCAGUUUAAAAGUACCAUUUUCUCAAAAAUUUGCACCAGUUUCCACCAAUUAAUGAUUUUAGAUGUGGCGUUUUUAAUUAAAACCAAGGAAUAUUUCAAAUUUAUCGUUAACUUACCAUUAUAUGCAACUUUUUUAUGUCAUUUCCAGCCAAGAUUCAGUAGAAAUCAAUGGUUUUCACGGCUAUAAUAGAGUUAAAUCCCCCAAUAAUCAGCUCUCUGGUUCCAUCCACGGCUGCAGCUCCUUGCUUUAGGUCUUAAUUUGAACUUGACUAAUGCACCAUGCUGAAUGUUGGGACCCGGCAGAGCUGCGUCGGAGGGUCGGGGGGCUCGAUCAAGUCUUAAAAACUUUGUAUUACCGAGCUCUCAAAGUGAAUUUAUCCAAAGAACACUGCACAUGUUUGUUUGGACGCCUUGUCGCUUCAUAUCAUCACCUCGUUGGUUUCCCGUGUCAGCAUCGCGUGCAUUCACCAAGCUGGAAGACGUCCCGUUUCAAGAAAAUAAAGACAAAACUAAACUCUGGUUCCCGUGAAGCAGCAGUGGUUCGCUCCGACUCGAGUCUCUUUUCAUUUUCCUCUCUCCGUUUUAAAACGAUCAAGUCAUGAUUGUGGCCUUCUAGUAUUCUGUCGGUACAUGACGUCAUUAAUCGGUUGUUUCCCGCUCAGCCUCCAUCCUUCCUUCCAUCCUUCCAUCCUUCCUUCCUUCCUUCCUUCCUUCCAUCCAUCCUGCCCGGACCCAACUGUACACCUGCAGCUUCUUACCUCAUCCACAGCUGAUUCCAUUUGGGGGGUGUGUUGAGUGCAAAAAAGAAAAAAAAACGCGUUUAAAAAAAAAAACAAAAUAAAAGAAGUCUUUUUUAAUCUUCCAUUUGGUGAGAUGCAUUGUAGCGAUAUGAAUAAAGAAAAAGUUCACCUGGUGUGCUGAAUAAUGUGUAAAUUGGUAAUUACACAAUCUGAAUAUUUGUAUAAUUGUUUGUAUUUUUUCAUAAUGAUUUUGGAAAGGAAUGUGUUUAUUUUUUUGACUUCUGUUCCAGAUGUGUCUUCUGUUGGCCUGACAUUGUGACUGGUCUGGUGGGAUUCUUACCUCUGUAUUGAGCCUCUUCUGUGAUGAAUUCUUUGUAUGCAGUGUUUAGGAAAUACUGUAGGGAACAUGGGGAGGAGUUGAUAUUAGGAGCAUUUGAUCAAUUUGUAUUUAUUUAUUUUAUCAUUUUGUUAAUAAAUUGUGAAAAGCAGA